UCCGCUGGCGCGUGGUUUCCGGAGCGGAUCGGAACCCGGAGCGCGGAUCCGAUCCGGGUCUGGCCAUUCCCGGGGCAGGUUUAAAAUAAUGGCUGAAGAUGGCAGUGAGGAGAUUAUGUUUAUUUGGUGUGAGGACUGUGGGCAGUACCACGAUUCAGAGUGUCCUGAGCUGGGCCCAGUGGUGACAGUCAAAGACUCCUUUGUAUUGAGCAGGGCAAGAUCAUCUCUGCCUUCUAAUUUGGAGAUAAGACAGCUGGAGGAUGGGACUGAGGGAGUGUUUGCUCUGACUCAGCUGGUGAAACGUACCCAGUUUGGCCCCUUUGAAUGCAAGAGAGUUCUCAAGCUGGAGAAAGAAUCAGUUUUUCCCCUGAAGGUGUUCCAGAAGGAAGGGCCCCUGGUGUAUUUUGACACCACAAACGAGGAUGAUUGCAACUGGAUGAUGAUGGUGCGCCCAGCCACCGAGUACGAGCACCAAAACCUCACAGCCUUCCAGCAUGACAAUGACAUUUACUUCACCACCUGCCAGGACAUCCCCCCAGGAACUGAGCUGAGAGUGUGGUAUGCAGCUUUUUACGCCAAAAAAAUGGAAAAGCCAGUGCUGAAGCAGGUCACUAGUGUUGCCAAUGAUACAUCCUUGGUAGCAAUGGAGUCUGAUAAAGAAGGAAAUAAUAAGGUCUCUUCAAAACCUUCAUCUGCUGUCUUACCCCAUAAAAAAAACAAGAAAUCCAGCAUAUUAGCAGCUGAUCCAGCAGUGAACACUCCAGAAGGCAGUGGAACAGCAGAAGCAAAGCCCAACCAGUGGACGUGUAAAGUGUGUUCAUCUGCUUUCCAAGAGCCCCAGCUGCUGACAGAGCACUUGCUGAGUCACCUGGAACAAGCCAAAGGUGCCUCCCCAAGCAGCCAAAAUGAUGCUGAGAAAGCAGAGAAAGCAGCAGAGGCUGUGCCAGCAGAUCAACCAGUGGCAAGUGAUACAGGCAGUGCCAGCACAGACUCGAGGAGAAAGGCCAGGAGGGGGAGAAAAGCCAAAACAGCAAAAGUAGAAACACCUCUUGUCAUUGAUGAGGAGAAAGAUCCUGCAGUGGAACGUGUGGCUGACGCUGUCCCUGAGGUCCCUCCAGAGGAGGUGGCCCUGCCCCCAGCUCCAGAAGAGAGCAUCAUGGACCUGGUUUUAGGAAAGAUGCCCAGCACCACAAACAGCAUCAGCUCAGUGGCAAAUAGGUUUGCUCAUCACCAAAACACCAUGUCCCUCAAAAGAAGUUUCAUUCUCUCCAGUAGACACGGGAUUCGGCGGAAGCUGAUAAAGCAGCUGGGGGAGCACAAGAGGGUCUAUCAGUGCAGCAUCUGCAGUAAGAUCUUCCAGAACAGCAGCAACCUCAGCAGGCACAUCCGUUCUCAUGGUGACAAACUGUUUAAAUGUGAGGAAUGUGCCAAGCUGUUCAGCAGGAAGGAGAGCUUGAAGCAGCACGUUUCCUACAAGCACAGCAGGAAUGAAGUGGACAGUGAGUACAGAUACAAGUGCACCACGUGUGAAAAGGCCUUUCGGAUAGAGAGUGCACUGGAAUUCCACAACUGCAGGACAGAUGACAAGACAUUCCAGUGUGAGAUGUGUUUCAGAUUCUUCUCUACAAACAGCAACCUUUCAAAACACAAGAAAAAACAUGGGGAUAAGAAGUUUGCAUGUGAGAUCUGCAAUAAGAUGUUCUACAGGAAGGAUGUCAUGCUGGACCAUCAGAGGCGGCACUUGGAAGGGGUGAGGCGUGUGAAGAGGGAAGACUUUGAGCACAGCACGGAGAGCAUGGUUCGCUACAAGAAGGAGCCCUCGGGCUGCCCCGUGUGUGGGAAGGUAUUUUCAUGUAGGAGCAACAUGAACAAACACCUCCUAACACAUGGAGACAAGAAAUACACCUGUGAGAUUUGUGGACGGAAAUUUUUCAGGGUGGAUGUGCUGAGAGAUCAUAUUCAUGUCCAUUUUAAGGACAUAGCCCUAAUGGAUGAUCACCAGAGGGAAGAGUUCAUUGGUAAAAUUGGAAUCUCAUCAGAGGAAAAUGAUGACAACUCUGAUGAAAGUGCAGAUUUAGAGCCUCACAAGUAUAGCUGCAAAAGGUGCCAGCUGACCUUUGGCAGAGGGAAGGAGUACCUGAAGCACAUCAUGGACGUGCACAAGGAGAAGGGGUAUGGCUGCAGCAUCUGCAACCGGCGCUUCGCCCUCAAGGCCACGUACCACGCGCACAUGGUCAUCCACAGGGAGAACCUGCCCGACCCCAAUGUGCAGAAAUACAUCCAUCCAUGUGAAAUCUGUGGCAGGAUUUUUAACAGUAUAGGAAAUCUGGAAAGACAUAAGCUUAUACAUACAGGUGUAAAAAGUCAUGCUUGUGAGCAAUGUGGCAAAUCAUUUGCUAGAAAAGACAUGUUAAAAGAACAUAUGCGAGUCCAUGAUAAUAUCCGAGAAUACUUGUGUGCAGAGUGUGGCAAAGGAAUGAAGACAAAACAUGCCCUUCGUCACCACAUGAAGCUGCACAAGGGGAUUAAGGAGUAUGAGUGCAAGGAAUGUCACAGAAAAUUUGCACAGAAAGUCAACAUGCUGAAACAUUACAAGAGACACACGGGAAUCAAAGAUUUCAUGUGUGAGCUCUGUGGCAAGACGUUCAGUGAGAGAAACACAAUGGAGACUCACAAGUUGAUUCAUACAGUAGGAAAACAGUGGACGUGUUCAGUGUGUGACAAGAAGUAUGUCACUGAUUACAUGCUGCAGAAGCACAUCCAGCUCACCCAUGACAAGGUGGAAGCCCAGAGUUGUCAGCUGUGUGGCACAAAGGUUUCCACCAGGGCGUCCAUGAGUCGACACAUGAGACGUAAACACCCAGAGAUUCUUUCAGUGAGGAUUGAUGAUUUAGAGCCACUGCCAGAGACAACCACCAUUGAUGCCUCUUCAAUUGGGAUUGUUCAGCCGGAAUUAGCCUUGGAACAGGGUGAACUACCAGAAGGGAAGCAGCAUGUAAAAGCUCCUAAAAGUGGCCAGAAAAGAAAACAAAAGUCAGGUGAGGAGGAGGAAGCUCAAGUGCCUGAGGACCCUGCCUUCAGUGAAUACACAGAGAAGGAAGGUGAAUUCACAGGGAAUGUUGGAGAUGAAACCAAUUCAGCUGUGCAGAGCAUCCAACAGGUGGUGGUGACGCUCAGCGACCCGAACGUCUCAGCACCCUCCAGCUCGGUGGGACUCACCAACAUCACCGUGACCCCCAUCACCACGGCAGCUGGCACCCAGUUCACCAACCUGCAGCCCGUGGCCGUGGGCCACCUGUGUCCCCCCGAGAGGCAGCUGCAGCUGGACAGCUCCAUCCUCACCGUCACCUUCGACACCGUCAGCGGCUCGGCCGUGCUGCACAACCGCCAGAGCGACAUUCAGCUCCCGCCGCAGCCCGAGGCUCCCAACCCCCAGUCCGUGGCCCAUUUCAUAAACCUGACCACCCUGGUGAACUCCAUUGCCCCCCUGGGGACCCCCCAGAUGACAGAACAGCACCCCCUGAGCUGGAGGUCGGUGCCUCAGACUGAUGUGCUGCAGCCCCCGGCGCCGGCCGCGCCGCAGCAGCCGGGCCAGCAGCCCGUCCAGACAGAGCAGCAGCAGCAGCAGAUGUACAGCUACUAAUUUAUACUUGGGCUUGGACAGUACUCAGAGACACAGAAAAACACACUGACCUUUGGAAAAUUUCUACUAGGAUUGUUUGCUGGAUACCAAACAGAGAUGGGAAUUGAAUUUCGUCGUUUAUACAAUGAAAUUUAAGCUGAAAUUGGCAGAUCACCCUGCAACACCCCGGUCUGAG
Molecule: messenger RNA, 3818 nt
Organism: Melozone crissalis (California towhee)
Lineage: Eukaryota; Metazoa; Chordata; Aves; Passeriformes; Passerellidae
Gene: PRDM15
Product: PR/SET domain 15
Exons: 25
Coding region: 89-3643 (1184 amino acids)
Biological process (GO): regulation of transcription by RNA polymerase II; cell fate commitment
Cellular component (GO): nucleus; cytoplasm
Molecular function (GO): RNA polymerase II cis-regulatory region sequence-specific DNA binding; histone deacetylase binding; DNA-binding transcription factor activity
Source: RefSeq, a predicted model, not a curated record